AGGCGAAAAAGAAAAAGAAAAAAAUGAUAUAAAAUAGCAAAAUAAGUUUGCUGGGGCGGGCUGGGUUUGCUGGGCCAUGAAGUAAAGUAACAAGCACAACUGCAUAUCUGUUUGGUCCAUAGAGAGUAGAGAGAGAAACAACCCAGCACAGCAAACAUCUCUCUCUCUCUCUUCUCCCAAGUUCUACCACUCUCUUCUUAUUUCUUCUCGGUUUCAUUUUUUACCUCCAAAAUUCGCAACGUCAAUUUUACUAGUCUUUGUUUUUUUCAGUUACCUUUUGUUGGAGUUUAUAACCCACUUCACUCAUCAAGAGUUCACAUAAAUUUGUUUACUGAAAAAAAAAAAAUGGAAAGCAGCUUACCGGUGACGACGAAAUCGGAGAGGCGAUCGAAAUCCAAAAAUAUUCAGAACACCUCCAAAUCUUCUCUUCUCAUGGGUUUUCUUUCUUGCCUUGCCUGGGUUUAUGUUGCUGGCCGGUUGUGUGUAUCUAUCUGUGUCCCUGAAUAUGUAUUUACGUCCAUGUACGCACCAAGAAAUGGAAAAAGAGAAACUAUGAGUAAUUGUUUGUCCAUAUGCUGGCAGCGACCGGAGGUGCUUACCAUGGAAGACAAACUAAUGGUCCUCGGAUGCAAGGAUUUGGAGAGGAGAAUUGUUGAAACUGAGAUGGAAUUGACAUUAGCAAAGAGCCAAGGUUAUCUUAAGAACCAGCUGCAGCAAAGCGGAUCUUCUUCUGGUAAAAAGUUGCUUGCUGUUAUUGGAGUUUAUACUGGUUUUGGGGGUCGUUUGCGACGCAAUACCAUCAGGGGUUCUUGGAUGUCCAAAGCUGAUAUUUUAUCAAAUCUUGAGAAAAGAGGGAUUGUUGUGCGAUUUGUGAUUGGACGAAGUCCUAAUCGUGGUGACAGCUUGGACCGCAAUAUUGAUGAAGAAAACCGUGCAACGGAAGACUUUUUGAUUCUGGAUAAUCACGAGGAGGCUCAAGAGGAAUUAUCCAAGAAAGCAAAGUUCUUUUUUGGCACAGCUGUCCAGAUGUGGGAUGCAGAUUUUUAUGUAAAAGUGGACGACAAUGUUGAUAUUAAUUUUGAUGGUCUGGUUGAACUUCUCCGAAACCGUCGUGAUCAAGAUGGUGCUUAUAUUGGUUGCAUGAAGUCCGGUGAUGUAGUUGUUGAAGAGGGGAAACCAUGGUAUGAGCCAGACUGGUGGAAAUUUGGUGAUCAGAAAUCGUACUUCCGGCAUGCAGCUGGUCCUGUCAUUAUACUUUCCAAAAAUUUGGCUCAGUAUGUAAACAUUAACAGUGCAUCUUUGAAGGCAUACGCACAUGACGAUAUUUCAGUGGGUUCGUGGAUGAUGGGUCUUCAAGCAACCUACAUAGACGACACUAGUCUAUGUUGUACUUACUCAGGCCAAGAUAAGGUUUGUACAUUGGUUUGAAAAGAAAGAGCAACUGCAUGAAUCUGUUGUAGUGGUGGAGGACCAAUAUUCGAAGAAGGUUCAUUUUGAGAGAGUAUUAGUUAGAUCAUUCUUUACAUUGCUAAUAUUGUUUGUUUGUUAGUUAGCAAUUCUUACAAAACACUGUAAUAGCAAUUGUUUACAUUGCUAAAUUGUUAGUUGCUCAAUACUAUUUUGACAAUGUAGAGACUGAUAAUUUUUCUCAGCCAUGUACGCAGUAAAACGUGUUUGCAGUCCUAGUUUAA
Molecule: messenger RNA, 1691 nt
Organism: Erythranthe guttata (spotted monkey flower)
Lineage: Eukaryota; Viridiplantae; Streptophyta; Magnoliopsida; Lamiales; Phrymaceae
Source: RefSeq, a predicted model, not a curated record